AUGUCUGCUCAAGGAUCCCAAGCCGCCCCCACAGCCAGCUCGGGCAGGGCACCGCGAGGUUCCGCAUGUCUUAACUGUCGUCGACGCAAGUUUAAAUGCGAUGGCGCAAGGCCAGUCUGCGGGCCCUGCACUCGUACGAACCGUGAAUAUGAUUGUGAAUAUACGGAUGGCCCUACUAGGAGUCCCACCCAACUGCUCGAGGACAACGUCGCUCGUCUUGAAGCACGUAUCUACGAGCUCGAACACCCAGAGUCUGUCGCGCCCUCUGUGACGCUACAUGAUCCUCGUACGGCAACAGCGCAAGCAGGUCCUUCUCUCCAGUUGACACCGGUGGCAACGAGUUCUACUGCGGCCGCAGGUCCAUCCACACAGGGUACGGCAUAUCUGAUACCGCAGGCCACUCCCGUGACAGCCCUCGACGCAACCUCAGAACCUUCGCCGGAUGUGGUGCAGAUGCUGGUCGGGUUCUUUCUCCCGCAUGCAAACCAAGUUGGGUUCUUCCUCCAUCAUGGCCGUUUCCGCGAGUACGUGUCGAUCCCUGCGGCUGAAGCCCGCCAGGCGCGUCUUUCGCCCGCUCUCCUGAACGCGAUGUACCUGUGGGGCGUGCAUUUCUCGGGGAAUGCCUCACUAUUUGCGCACGAGCCUGUUUUCCUUCAGCGCGCCGUCCAGUCUGUCUCCGCGGCCUUGGUGCGCGCGCCGCCGUACAAUAUCAUCUACAGCAUCCAGGCUGAGGUCCUGCUGGCCCACUAUUUCUUUGCCGCUAAUCGGCCCCUCGAGGGAAGGUACCACACCAACGCAGCUGUGGCGCUUAGCCUCAGCUGCCGGCUGAACAAGCUCAGAUCCAAUUCCAAUACUCCGAAUCCGCCUGGAAUAUUGAACGUCGACCUAGCACCUCCGACUGACGCCCUGGAAGAAGGAGAGAGGAUCAACGCUUUCUGGAGUGUCUUCAUCCUCGACAAGAGCUGGUCGGUCAGAGCGGGAUCACCGUCCCACUUCAACGGCUCUCCGGGCGCCCAAGUCGACACCCCAUGGCCGCUGCAGAUAGAAGACUAUACACAGCGUGGGUUGCCCGCCAUGUUACGCAGUUCUCUUACGAUACAGGCGUUCCUUUCUGGUAUGUCGCCCGAAAUUACACAGGGAACGUCUCCGAUGGCGCUGCGCGCUAAAGCCUCUGCACUGUUCGAGCGUGCCUCGCGGCUUGCAUCCCAAUGGACUCCUGCCAUGGCAUACGUAGAGCAAUUUGCCGCUGAAUUUUUCGUGCUAGAGAACAUUAUAGAACAGUUCAUAGCCGCGCUGCCGCCUCUCCACGGCGCAGUCGAACAAGGUAUCGCUCGGGAUCUGUUGGUCACUCACACCUUCGCCCUGGUUGCGAGCAUGCAAGUCCUCAGCGCGCUGCGGCAGGGCCAGAACGGGGGCCCGGGUAGGGAUUUAGAAGCCGCUCGGAGAGCCAUCACUGCCUUUGACUCGGUGAACCUCGGUGCCCUCGCUUACGUGGAUCCCAUCAUGGCGGUGCUAUGGACGGCAGUGUGCCGAGUAUUGAUUGGUGAGAUAGUCAGGUUGCGUAUGAUCUGGACGUCGACCUCAUUGCUCGCGGACCAAGCUGCUGCUGGCGCUCAUCAGCAACAACACGUCGAGGCGGACCAUGACGGCCUCAUCGCCGCCCUUCAGAAGGUCCUGACGGCGAUGACGACCUUUGCGCAAACGUCUCCGCUGAUGGCACUGGAAGCUGCGAAAGUCCGGCAAGAGCUCGAGCAAUCGACCCGAUAG
Molecule: messenger RNA, 1767 nt
Organism: Fomitopsis serialis
Lineage: Eukaryota; Fungi; Basidiomycota; Agaricomycetes; Polyporales; Fomitopsidaceae
Exons: 8
Coding region: 1-1767 (588 amino acids)
Biological process (GO): DNA-templated transcription; regulation of DNA-templated transcription
Cellular component (GO): nucleus
Molecular function (GO): DNA-binding transcription factor activity, RNA polymerase II-specific; DNA binding; zinc ion binding
Source: RefSeq, a predicted model, not a curated record